Macrosiphum euphorbiae (potato aphid) is the source of this 639-nucleotide messenger RNA. The record is from the annotation of a GenBank genome assembly. NCBI's taxonomy places the organism in Eukaryota, Metazoa, Arthropoda, Insecta, Hemiptera, Aphididae.
AUGAAUCCAAUUUGUAAAUUUUGCGUACAUGGAUCUUGUGGAUCUAGUAAGAAAUGUGUCAAUAGACAUGAAAAGCUGUCAUUGAAACCUAGUGAAACCUUAGAAAAACUGGAUGAUGAUUUUCCUGUACUUGGUUUUGGAGCUGCAGAUUUAAAAGCUCUAAGAAAUGAGAUAGCCGAACUAAAUGAAAACAUUGUUACACUCGAAACAGUACAAAGUACGAUAGAAGAACAGUUAAAAGAGGAAAUACAUAAAAAUAUUCAGCUUAAUGAAGACUUCAAAAUUGCGCUGUUGGAUGAUGACGAUCACCAGUGCUGUAUUUGUCGUGAAUUAUUCAUAAGGCCAUCCUUGCUUGGUUGCUCACACAUGUUUUGUGAAUGGUGCAUUGACAAAUGGUUAGAGAAAUAUAAUCACUGUCCAACAUGUCGGGUUGCGAUAGUCAGUUAUACACACUGUUUAAAUAUGGACAACUACAUCCAAAAAAAGAUGGAAAAGAUGCCAGCUAAUAUUAGAUUGAAGUUCAAGGAGUUGGAACUAGUCCGAGCUAAGGAUAAACAAACAAGUAUACAACUUCAAGCUGAGCGUAGGCGACUUGAGUUUAUAACAAUGACAUUAAAUGAACGUCGUCGUCCAAGCUAA